AGAUAGGCAAACGGUCAACAUCGAUGCCACAAGCUGUCAACGAAAAGCCACAAUCUCUUGAACUUCGUAAUCCCAGUACAAUUACAAAUACCAGCGCCGAGAUGGAGCAAGGACCAUUUCCCCGCGUCACAAUCCAAUUCUGCACGCAAUGCAAAUGGAUGUUGAGGGCAGCAUACUUUGCUCAAGAGCUUCUGUCGACUUUCUCAACAUCGCUUGGAGAAGUGGCAUUACAACCCUCGACGGGAGGGACGUUUGUGGUGCAUUUGUAUAAUGCUGUUCCUGAUGGUUCUGGAGUUGAAGGAAAGGUGACCAUACAGCAACAUUUGUUGUGGGAUCGCAAAGCAGAAGGUGGCUUUCCAGAAACAAAAGAACUCAAACGCCGCGUCCGCGACAUAAUCGACCCCUCUCGCGAUCUCGGACACGUAGACGGCAAGAAAAGCACCCCAAAACCUCCUCCUACUACCACUCAACCAACAGCCCUCCCUCGAGCCAUCAACCGUCUCCAAUCCUCUGACUCUGCAACGGGAGAGAGGAAGUUUACGCCCAUGGAUGUAGACGUUAAUUCCAGACCUGGUUCCAGUGGGGCGGAGAAGGUGGUUGUGGAGGAGCAGGAAGGAACGGGGGUUUGUAGACCGAGCGAAGAUUGUGAGGAUUGUGGUUGAUGGUCAACAUUUGGACAAAUGAGAGAUGGAGAUGGAAUAACCGAUAUGUAGAAAUAAGGUAAUGCUUUAUGUUUAAUGAGUAACGGAC
Mollisia scopiformis is the source of this 750-nucleotide messenger RNA. RefSeq lists its product as uncharacterized. The transcript is spliced from 4 exons. The record is from RefSeq and is a predicted model, not a curated record. NCBI's taxonomy places the organism in Eukaryota, Fungi, Ascomycota, Leotiomycetes, Helotiales, Mollisiaceae. The coding region runs from base 24 to 662 and encodes 212 amino acids.